CUUUUUCAAGGAGAGUCAAGCCCCACUCGCCGAGAGGCUGUGAAGAGAUGGACAGCAGAGUAUCUCAUGCGCGCAGAAAGCGUCUCCAGCCUCCAUUGCAAGCCUCAGCCUGAGGACGCAUCUCAGCCUCUAGGAUCACUAAGUUCAAGGCCCUCUUGGAACCUAAGGAGCCCUGCCGAGGUGCUGAAGGCCUUCAGAGUCCUUGGGGUGAUUGACAAGGUUUUACUUGUAAUGGACACAAGGACAGAACAGACAUUCAUUUUAAAACGUCUAAGGAGAAGCAGUGAGUUCAGCAGGAGCCGGAAGACCAUCAUCCCCCGCUGCGUGCCCAACAUGGUGUGUCUGCACAAGUACAUCAUCUCCGAGGAGUCGGUGUUCCUCGUGCUGCAGCUGGCCGAAGGUGGCAAACUCUGGUCCUAUAUCAGUAAAUUCCUAAACAGAUGUUCUGAAGAAAGCUUUGACAUCAAGGAAAUGAAGAAGUCCGCACCUGGUAACGUUGCUCCCCCACAGCCAUCUUGUGGGCCUCAGGAUGGCAGUGGUUCUGAAUCCAGAGGGAGCGAUGGAGGGAGCGUGCCCAGAGUUCUACCUUUGAAGACUAGCCUCACUUCAAGUUCUCAAGAGGACAGCAACCAGGAGGAUGAAGGCCAAGACAGCUUUCCAAGAUGGCCUGACUCUGGCUCCAGCUCUGAAGAGGAGUGCACCACUAGCUAUUUAACACUAUGCAAUGAAUAUGGGCGGGAAAAGAUCGACCCAGGGUCCUUGAAUGAAGAGCCAUUCAUGAAGCCUGAAGGGGGUGAUGUUGGUCCUGGAGUUGUUGAGCAUUUCCCAAUAGCCCUUGCUGCUGACAGUGACAGCCUUAGCACACAAGUGAAAUUCUUUCCCGGAGAUGACCCAGAAGCAGUUCGUUGUCUAGGAACCUCUGAUUCCCUUACUCGGUCGAAAAACAGUCCCAUGGAAUUCUUUAGGAUAGACAGUAAGGACAGCGCCAGUGAACUUCUGGGGCUUGAUUUGGGAGAAAAGCUGUGCAGUCUAAAGUCAGAGCCUUUGAAGCCAUUCUUUCUGCUUGAAGAUGGAGACAGCCCUUGCAGGAGUUUUGAUACCAGUGAAAGCAAGGGAGAAUCUGAAGCUCAGGACACCAUUAGCAGGGGCUCAGAUGACUCAGUCCCAGUUAUUUCAUUUAAAGAUGCUGCGUUUGAGGAUGUGGGUGGUGCUGAAGAAGGCAGGCCUGAUCUUCUGGUAAAUCUACCUGGUGAAUUGGAGGCAACAGAAGAAGCUUCAGCAGUGGGACCCACCACCUUUUCACAGACCAUUGCAGGCAGAAUAGAAAGUAAACUGUUGGAAGCCCCCGACGUGCUAUGCCUCAGGCUGAGCCCUGAACCAUGCCAGGCCCCAGAGGAGCCGAGUGACUCUCUGGGGCCCCAGUGCUGUGGCAUCCAGAGGCGCCAUGAGCAGGAGGAUCUUGGAGUGUUAUUCCAGGCAGCUGCUGAUCAUAGUGGCUCAGGAGGCACAUCUUUGCUCUGCAGCUCUGGUCCUGAGUUUCAAGGACUUGGAGCAAUGGGGAUGGCAGUAACUGCAGAUGAUGCAGGGGAGAGCUUAUUUCGUAUUUCUAGUCGGCUCUCAGGGGCUGAUGAACACGGCACAAGCAUGGACACUCCCCACGUGGAGGAAGUGCUUCUGCCCACAGGUCACAUGGAUGAUCUGGCUAGAGGCACUCCGGCUUCUUUAUUCCAGAGAGACUCUGAGACGAAGGAACAAAGUGGGUUAGCAGUAGCAGGAGACAAGGAAAUCCAUCAGAUUUUUGAGGACCUUGAUAAAAAAUUAGCACUAAGCUCCAGGUUUUACAUCCCAGAGGGCUGCAUUCAAAGAUGGGCAGCUGAGAUGGUAGUAGCCCUUGAUGCUUUGCAUAGAGAGGGGAUUGUGUGCCGCGAUUUGAACCCAAACAACAUCUUAUUGAAUGAUAGAGGACACAUUCAGCUAACGUAUUUUAGCAGGUGGAGUGAGGUUGAAGAUUCCUGUGACAGUGACGCCAUGGCAAGAAUGUACUGUGCCCCAGAGGUUGGAGCAAUCACAGAAGAAACUGAAGCCUGUGAUUGGUGGAGUUUGGGCGCUGUCCUCUUUGAACUUCUCACUGGCAAGACUUUGGUUGAGUGCCAUCCAGCAGGAAUAAAUACACACACUACUUUGAACAUGCCAGAAUGUGUUUCUGAAGAGGCUCGCUCACUCAUUCAACAGCUCUUGCAGUUCAACCCCCUGGAACGCCUGGGUGCUGGAGUGGCCGGAGUUGAAGAUAUCAAAUCUCAUCCAUUUUUCACCCCAGUGGAUUGGGCAGAAUUGACAAGGUGAAGACCACGUGGCGUGGUAACAGCUCACAUACGCAGAUCUCCUGUAAUCAGCAUUUCUGGCAGAAGGGUCGUGGCCUCCUUUACAGUGUGCCGCAGCCAGAGAACAAGGACUUUGGAGGGAAUGAGGAGGCUAAAAGAUCUGUCCACAGUUACUGUCUGGACAAGACAUUAGCUCGUGUUGCUAGCAGCUGUUAUAUCUAUACCUUUACCAAGGUGUGACUGAAUUUACAUCUAGGGACACAGGUAUAUUGCAAACCCACCUGAAAUAGGACUGCCCUUCAAGAUGACCUCUGCUAGGAAGUGUCGAAGGAAGUUCCACUUGGGAGGAAGACUUUUCCAAGGCAGCUAACCAUGUUUCUGCUAACCCAGGCUGGUUGAUAUGAUCACUUUAUUGUUUGCCAAAUAACACUUAAAGUGAUUUGUGAACAGUGUCACCUACAGGUCGGCAAAAAGAGAAGUACAGAAUGCUUGGAAGGAACCCACGCCACGAGCACUUUUGAAUGGGACCCCGGUGGUGUGGGAGAGCACGCCGUGCUGCCUCCUGUAACCGCGGGCCACUGCUACCGCGGCUUGGCCGCCCUUCUUCCCGCCCUGCCUUUGUUG
Messenger RNA from Jaculus jaculus (lesser Egyptian jerboa), 2945 nucleotides. RefSeq names its product ribosomal protein S6 kinase delta-1-like. The transcript has a single exon. Gene Ontology annotation, cellular component: early endosome. NCBI's taxonomy places the organism in Eukaryota, Metazoa, Chordata, Mammalia, Rodentia, Dipodidae. Gene Ontology annotation, molecular function: protein kinase activity; ATP binding. Gene Ontology annotation, biological process: protein phosphorylation. Bases 67 to 2343 code for a protein of 758 amino acids. The record is from RefSeq and is a predicted model, not a curated record.